AUUUGUAUUUUUAUUCUCACAGAUACUUUUAACUUUAAUAAUAUCCUUACAAUACAACAGGAUAUUUCAUCUUUUUCAUAUGUGCACUUCGCUGUUGAAAAUAUUUCGAUAUUCGAUCAAAAUAGUUCUGAUCAUCCAAAUAUAAUCGAGGGGCAAGGUUCUAUCGGCAUAGAAAUAAUAGAACAAGUGCCGGCCGUGGACGCAAUAAUAGUCCCUUGUGGUGGUGGGAGCUUGUUAUGCGGUAUCGCCAUUUCAAUCAAGCAUUUAAAACCCGACACUGAAAUUUAUGGAGUCGAAACAGAUAAAAAUUGCAGUAUGGUGGAGUCACUUCGCAAAAAUGAACGAAUCAAAAUGAAUAUAUCAUCGACAAUAGCUGAUGAGAUAGCCGUGCCCAUGGUUGGAGUCAAUACUUUUUAUAAUAUAAAAGGGCUUGUGGACAAAAUGAUUGUUGUGAAAGAGGACUGGGUUGCUAGAGCUAUAAUGCAUAUUGUUAAAGAAGAAAAGCUUGUAGUAGAAGGUGCAGGAUCAGUUACGAUUGCGGCUAUUAUGGCUGGCCUUUUCCCCAAUUUAAAAGGAAAAAAAGUAGUAUGCGUAAUAUCUGGAGGAAACAUCAAUACUACGAUACUAGCUCGAGCACUUGAACGCGGCAUGGCGGCAGAAGGUCGGCUAGUGAAAUUCAAAGUGACCGUGAGCGACAGACCAGGAGCAAACUCCCAACUAUUAAAGCUCAUCGCUAAUGGAGGUUAUAAUUUAGUGCGACAGUUCAGAGACAAUUCAUGGAUAGAAGGCGAUACGUAUACCAUAGAGACCAAACUGGUUUGUGAAACAAGAAACCUGAAGCAUGCUUUGGAACUAAAGAGGAUUAUAGAAAGAGCAUAUCCGGGUUCUGUUUUUGAAACUGAACCUUUCAAUGAUAAACGAACUUGUCCGUGCUACGUCAAGAAGUUGUGUAGUUAA
This is a messenger RNA of Galleria mellonella (greater wax moth), 957 nucleotides long. RefSeq names its product L-threonine ammonia-lyase-like. The transcript has 6 exons. Gene Ontology annotation, biological process: L-threonine catabolic process; L-serine catabolic process. The annotation marks the transcript as partial. Gene Ontology annotation, molecular function: threonine deaminase activity; L-serine ammonia-lyase activity. NCBI's taxonomy places the organism in Eukaryota, Metazoa, Arthropoda, Insecta, Lepidoptera, Pyralidae. The record is from RefSeq and is a predicted model, not a curated record.